AUGGCCUCUUCAGAUACCAAAAGAAAAGACGCCUCCAGCGCCCGACAUCGCUCCCAUAAAGGCUGCUGGACGUGCAAACGGAAACGAAUCCAAUGCGACGAGACUCGGCCUGGUUGUCAAAAGUGCAGCUCCAGAGGAGUCACCUGUGAAGGCUAUGAGAUCCGGCUUCGCUGGGGUGCCGGUAUCGCGUCAAGAGGUCGAUACAGUGGGGCGGAGAAGCCCGUGAAAGAGUUUAUACCGCCGCCAUCAAAGCGCCGGUGGGAUCUACGCGACAAGGGCGAGCAAAGAGAGGAAGGAGAUCAUCAGGGUCAGCCCGUGUUGCUAUUUAGCUCGAGCUCUAGCGAUGUCCGGUCGAUGACACGUUUGAAUCAACCCGUUUACGAACGGCCGACAGUGAAUAUAUUGAACGUACCACACGGAGAAAACCAGAAUGACUACAUACAUAUCAAGAAACACUUUGAGCUUCCGGCGUCGAUGAGGGAUUUUGAGAGCGCUCAGGAACAUUUACUUGGAGGGAGGUCCACACAAUAUUCCAAGAAUAUCACGGGACGAUCUGCUAUUCUUGCCUAA
Molecule: messenger RNA, 570 nt
Organism: Penicillium cataractarum
Lineage: Eukaryota; Fungi; Ascomycota; Eurotiomycetes; Eurotiales; Aspergillaceae
Product: Zn(II)2Cys6 transcription factor domain-containing protein
Exons: 2
Coding region: 1-570 (189 amino acids)
Biological process (GO): positive regulation of transcription by RNA polymerase II
Cellular component (GO): nucleus
Molecular function (GO): DNA-binding transcription factor activity, RNA polymerase II-specific; zinc ion binding; transcription cis-regulatory region binding
Source: RefSeq, a predicted model, not a curated record